AUGCCAUCAUUAUUUGGCAAAAGUCAUUUAUAUCGUUAUGAUAUUCAAGGUGGUGCCAAAAGUCAUUAUCUUGUUUUUGUUCAUUUACCAUGUUUACAAACACAUCUUAAACAUUUAUAUCAUUUAUCAUUAUUACCAUUUAAUGACUAUGAACAAGAAACUAUUGAAUGUUUAAUGAAUUAUAAUAGUUUAACAAUUGAUUGUAUUAAUUAUCUUUUACAACGGCUUCAUAUACGAGAUGAAAAAUUAUCGAAUUGUUUUGCAUUAUCUUAUUUUAACAAAAUAAAUAAUCAAUCUUAUUGGCUUGAUCCUGAUAUAUCAAUGAAACAGCAGUUACCAAAAUCUGAAUUAAAACCUAAUUUAACAUUUACAAUUUUACUCUAUCCACCGGUGCCCUAUGCAAUAACAGACGAAAAAGCUCGUCGAAUUCUUUAUCAACAAAUCUUCUGUAAUUUUAUUUCAUCAAUGUAUCCUGUACCAACAAAUCUUAUUGAAACACUUUCAGCUUAUUUUCUUCAAGGAUGUUUUGAAAAUAAAUUUGAUGCUGAUAAAAAUCGUGAUAUUCUUCGAUUAAUUAUAUCAGCAGUUGGUCUUUCAGAAGAAAAUACGGAUGGAAUAAAAGAGAAAAUUAUUGAAUUAUAUCGAGAUUUAAAUAGAGUUGAUACACGAUCAGCACAAAAUCAAUUUGUUCAUCAAAUAUCACAAUCAAAUACUUAUGGAAUGAUACAUUUUGAACUUAAAAACACACUCAAUGAAGCAAUUUAUCUUGGACUUAAUCAUAAUGGUAUUCAUUCUCGUUCAUUACUUCGUAAUGAAUUUAAACUUGAAGCUUGGUAAAUCAACAUUUAGUUUUUUCUAUAAAAAAAUUUUCGUUUUAUCUUUCUUUAUUA
Adineta steineri is the source of this 890-nucleotide messenger RNA. The record is from the annotation of a GenBank genome assembly. NCBI's taxonomy places the organism in Eukaryota, Metazoa, Rotifera, Eurotatoria, Adinetida, Adinetidae.